CAAUGGUUAUAUGGAAGAAGAGUGGACACAUUCUUAACACCAUUUAGAGAUAAUGAUACAUGCAUUCACUGUGGCACCGGGCAUCUUGAUGACCAUGAACGAGAGUAAGAAUGUGACCUGUGAAAUAUCCUAUGAAGAUGACCGCGUUCCUCUGAUGGUGCUCUACAUUGUGGUUUUUAUCAUCGGCCUGCCAGCCAACCUGGUCACGGUCUACCUCACCCUCCACCAGGUGUGUCGUAAGAACGUCCUCGGCAUCUACCUGCUCAGCCUGUCUGUGUGCGACCUCACCUACCUCUUCACGCUGCCUUUGUGGACGGUGUACAUCAAUCAAAACCACGUGUGGCCCUGGAGCUCCUUGGCCUGCAAAGUGACUGGCUUUGUAUUCUUCAACAACAUGUACAUCAGCAUCUUCCUGCUGUGCUGCGUGUCCAUCGACCGCUAUGUGGCGGUGGUCUACGCUAUCGAGUCUCGGGGCCUUCGCCAGAAACGCAUCGCAGCUCUUGUGGCGUUCUCGAUCUACAUGGUUGUGGGCUUGGGUCACACGCCUGUCUUCAUCAUGUCUGAAGGCAAUGCUGCCGAAGGAAAACGCCGUUGCUUUGAGCCCAGCCAGAGCUCAGCAAUAGUUACGGGAUUCAGCUACGCUCGCGUUUGCAUCGGCUUUUUUAUCCCCCUUGCCAUCCUGAUCUUCACCAAUAGAGCCAUUCUUGCCAACGUUCAGGCCAGUACGAGCCUCCAGCCUCAUCAGAAAGAGAAGGUGCGCUACCUGGCUGUGGCUGUGGUGGCGUUGUUUUUGAUCUGUUUCGCUCCGUACCACAUUAUCUUGCUGCUGCGCGCCAUCACCUUCCACUUCCCCAAACUGCAAAAGGAUUGUCACUUUGAACAGCACAUCUACACGCCCUACAAAAUCUCCUUAGGAUUGUCGACAUUCAACAGCGCCUUCAACCCCAUUCUCUACGUGCUCUCCAGCAACAAUAUCCGUCAGGAGAUCAGAAGAAGCAUGGCGUCGCUGUGUAACAAAGUCAGCUUGAGUCAGUGCUCGACGCACAGCAGCCAGCACAACAUGCACAGCUCCAAAAGCAAUUCAGACCCCGUCCCAACAAAGGGCGGUCAAAUGAGGACAACUUGUCCCACUGCAUGCUAAAAUUUUAGAUGCAUUGGACAUUUUUUGCUUAUAAAGUUGUUUGCUUAUAUUGAAUGAUCAAUACAACAACAACUUGAAGUUGGACAGAUCUU
Messenger RNA from Sinocyclocheilus grahami, 1233 nucleotides. It is a transcript of the gene gpr132b, whose product is annotated as G protein-coupled receptor 132b. The coding region runs from base 53 to 1141 and encodes 362 amino acids. Gene Ontology annotation, biological process: G protein-coupled receptor signaling pathway; negative regulation of G2/M transition of mitotic cell cycle; G1/S transition of mitotic cell cycle. The transcript has 2 exons. Gene Ontology annotation, cellular component: membrane. Gene Ontology annotation, molecular function: G protein-coupled receptor activity. Lineage: Eukaryota; Metazoa; Chordata; Actinopteri; Cypriniformes; Cyprinidae. The record is from RefSeq and is a predicted model, not a curated record.